AAAGGGGGGGGGGGGCUGUGUGCCUUCGGCCCCCCACCCCAGCCGAGAGUCGCAGGUGCGCGUGCGCGCCUUCACUUGGACCGCGCAGGUCUCCGGGAGAGCGGGGAUCCGUUGGCCGGCCCCCCGUGCCUCGACCUCCCCCCCGGGCGGACGGUGUGAUGCUGGCCUCGUGCGUCCGGCGGCGGCGGCGGUGGGUCCCGUCGUCUCCGGGGGUCCCGGGGCCGGCGUCCGUCCCCCGUCCCCGCCGGGCCCACGGCGAGGACCGGGCCUCCCAACUCAGGGUCUUCGUGGAGGAGAACACGGAGGUCACCAGCGCCGGCAGUCUGACCCCCGAAAUCCGCCUGCGCCUCCUGACCCCGCGCUGCACCUUCUGGGCCGGGAGAAGCGACCUUUGGCCCUACGGUGACCCUUACUGGGCCAUCUACUGGCCCGGGGGGCAAGCCCUAGCCAGGUACCUCCUGGAUAAUCCGGACGUGGCCAGAGGGCGGUCGGUCCUGGACCUGGGCAGCGGCUGUGGGGCGGCCGCCAUAGCCGCCAGGAUGAGCGGCGCCGCCCGGGUUGUCGCCAACGACAUCGACCCCGUGGCAGGUGUGGCGGUGGCGUUGAAUUGCGAAUUGAAUCACCUGAAGCCCACCAUCCCGGUCUUAACCGAGAACCUUCUGGACGCCCCACGGGGCGACUGGGAGCUGGUGGUUUUGGGAGACAUGUUUUACGCCGGGGAGCUGGCCGACGGCCUUCACCGCUGGCUGACGAGCCGCGGCGGGACCCGCGGGUCCAAGGUGCUCAUCGGCGAUCCCGGGAGGCCCCAGUUCUCCGAGCACGGCAUUCGGAGCCAGCUGCGUAAAGUGGCCGAGUAUUCCCUGCCGGAAUCCACCCGGCGGGAAAAUCACGGCCUGACAGCCAGUUCUGUCUGGGAUUUCCGGCCCUGAGGCGUCCGACGUGUCCGGAAGGUCAGAGUGGAAUUUUGUUUUGUGGCUCAGUGGAAAGAGCCCGGGCUUUGGAGUCAGAUGGGUUCAAAUCCCGGCUCCGCCAAU
Messenger RNA from Tachyglossus aculeatus (Australian echidna), 1034 nucleotides. RefSeq names its product electron transfer flavoprotein subunit beta lysine methyltransferase (gene ETFBKMT). Gene Ontology annotation, biological process: peptidyl-lysine trimethylation. Gene Ontology annotation, cellular component: mitochondrial matrix. The coding region runs from base 159 to 929 and encodes 256 amino acids. NCBI's taxonomy places the organism in Eukaryota, Metazoa, Chordata, Mammalia, Monotremata, Tachyglossidae. The transcript is spliced from 4 exons. Gene Ontology annotation, molecular function: protein-lysine N-methyltransferase activity. The record is from RefSeq and is a predicted model, not a curated record.